This is a messenger RNA of Giardia duodenalis, 1209 nucleotides long. Its product is annotated as High cysteine membrane protein Group 4. NCBI's taxonomy places the organism in Eukaryota, Fornicata, Diplomonadida, Hexamitidae. The record is from RefSeq and is a predicted model, not a curated record. The transcript has a single exon. The coding region runs from base 1 to 1209 and encodes 402 amino acids.
AUGGGCCUCUACAACAGCUCCGGAACCUGCACACCAUGUACGGACUCGUGCGCUGUCUGCAAGGAUGGCACACUAACCGGCUGUCAGCAGUGCAGCCCCGGCAAGAUCCUGGAGUCGUUAGUCGUUGCAGACGAUAAUGCAAAGUGUGUAGAUGAGUGCGCUGUUGGUGACGACUGUGCAGAGUGCGGCAUCACCAUCGAUGGCAGCAGGUACUGCACGCGCUGCAAGGACUCGAAUAUAUACCCUCUCAACGGGGUGUGUAUUCCGAACACACAAAAAGACACGUACUGCACCAGCAAGGCAAAUGGUGCUUGUACUACAUGCUCAGGAGCGGCCUUCCUGAUGAACGGGGGCUGCUACACAACGGAGCACUAUCCAGGAAGCACUAUCUGUGACAAACAGGCAGGCGGGAAGUGUGAGAAGACCAAGAAGGAGUACGGGAUAUCGGACGAUGGAAAGCUGCUGGAGUGCGACCCGACAUGUCUGGGGUGCACCGCCCCUGGCCCCGGCCACUGCACCAGGUGCCCCUCUGACAAGCUCCUGAAGAGGGCCUCAGGUGCCGCCACCGGGAGCUGCAUUGACCCCAACGCCUGUGUAGACGGGUACUAUGCAGACGGAGACGCGUGCCUGCCCUGCGCCACUCCGGGGUGCAAGGCCUGCGGGCAUACCUCCUUCUGCACAGAGUGCGCGGGGGAGCUCUUCGUGAGCCUGGACGGGCGGUCGUGCCUGGGGGAGUGCAGCGGGGACAAGGUGGUGGGAGAGGUGCCCGGCGGCGUACGGAGGUGCUGGUGCGAGCGGGGCUUCCUGCCGGCGCUGGACAGAUCCGAGUGUGUGCUCCCAACCGAGUGUCCCCCUGACAUGCCGUUGUGUGCUGCCUGCGAUACGUCGGGUAAGUGUCUCUCGUGUGCCGCCUCGAAUCAUAACAUCCAGACAGAUCAGCGGACGUGUGCAGAGGGGUGCGGCACCAGGGCCUCAUCGAACCAGGGGGUGUGCAUGUGCGAGCUCGACGCGGUUCUCACGAAGGACAUCUGUGUCUCAGCCAAGGAGCUGGCCAAGAAGAGAACGGCGGCGAUCGCAGGAGGGACAGUGGCCGGGGUCAUUGUGAUUGGGAGCUUGGUUGGCUUCCUAUGCUGGUGGUUUCUCUACCGGGGCAAGCGAAUUGGUGCCUCUUCGAGUACUGUGGGACUCGUUCAAUCCAAGUCUAUGUAA